This is a messenger RNA of Aspergillus alliaceus, 991 nucleotides long. RefSeq lists its product as uncharacterized. The record is from RefSeq and is a predicted model, not a curated record. The transcript has a single exon. The coding region runs from base 771 to 947 and encodes 58 amino acids. Lineage: Eukaryota; Fungi; Ascomycota; Eurotiomycetes; Eurotiales; Aspergillaceae.
GCUUGAGGCUGGGAAAGUUGCGACGGCCCUUGUUCGUGAGCUGCUUGUUUGGAAGGUUGCUCAAGGCCACUGAUAGCAGCCUUCAUAAGGCAAUUUGGCUAGUUGCUUAUCGAACGUUGCGACGACAUCAUUGCUAGUAUUGGAUAACUCCCGGCGAUAUUGCUCGUAGGGGGUAUCUGGAAAAUGUCACAAUCACAUCGUAUCCAAUAGAUGAUGGGACAUGAAACAGAGCUUAGGGAGUCAUAAAUAUUUAUCUAGCUAUUCUUUGGACUUCGCCAAAGUAGCCAACAUAUUGAUAAAUUCAACAUGAGGCAUACUCAAAACCGUUAGGUACGACUCGGUACUUCGUCGGUUUCAGGAGCUGCGGUAGUCUGAUUUAUGGCCCUUUAGAUUUCCCUGGUUGAUCUCCUCUGUAUGUGGCUGGGAAGUGGGUAAGUAGAAUUUUGAUGCCCUAGCUAAUGUUGAUCGUCUUCGCAAAGCGAGGGCGCAGGCUAUUCAUAACAAAGAAAACCAAGGUCGCGAUCUUCUUCAUGCGAUAAAGCUCUUGCGUAGGCUUACUACUGAGCCUAGAGACACAUAUCCUUGAUUCAGUAUGUGUCGAGCUACUUUACGAGCCUGGUUGGGAGGCCGGAAUCUGCUCGUUAUAUGUGACGUCUUGACUUCUGCUAGGGUUAUGAACCAGAAGCCCAACGCAGUGGUGUCAUCUGGCUCUUAUUGACCCUUUUGUGAGGUAUAGGCAUGACCCCCAGUUCGUUGUAAGUUUGGGAACGAUGGUCGCUAUGUAUUCGAUGUUGGAAAUGCCCUUGGCACCACGUCGGCUGCUGGUAGGUAUGGUUGGUGGAAAGUCUUGGGUUUCCGACAAAGCCCUUGCCAAGUGGUUGUUGGGCGUUCGACACAAGGUGUCUGCGAUUGUAAUAAUGGUUGAGGUAAUAGCAGGGUACACUUAACCAAGAGGAGCAGCUCGUUGCUUUGCCAUACAACCCGGUAUUGG